This is a messenger RNA of Raphanus sativus (radish), 804 nucleotides long. RefSeq lists its product as uncharacterized. The record is from RefSeq and is a predicted model, not a curated record. Bases 134 to 574 code for a protein of 146 amino acids. Lineage: Eukaryota; Viridiplantae; Streptophyta; Magnoliopsida; Brassicales; Brassicaceae. The transcript has 3 exons.
AAGACCAACUUUUAAUUAUCUAUUUUUACCUUCUCACUUUCUCUUCAUUUUUUUACCCUUUUAAAACACACCAAUUCUCUCACACCUAUUCACAACCCUCUCCUCUCUCAACUCCUUCAUCUUCACGAAGCUAAUGGACUUCCUUCCCCCAGUCAAACCAGAAAGUGUGGAGGAGAUAGUGUUGAUGGAAUAUGAUGAAGAGAACAACCAACUCGAAGCCGAGUUUUGUCCGGUUGAGCAUCCAGUUGAACCGGAAGAAGAAGAUCGUCCAGUUAAAUGUCCCGUACCAAUCUCAUCUUCUCUUAUCCACAAUUCAACGGACAAAACCAAACCGGACUGGGUCAAACACAGAGCCAGCUGCGAAACUCCGGUUUAUCCACCUCCAAGGCAUGUCCGUAACGUAAGGAAGAGACGCAACUCGUUCGUCGAAGGAGACAACAGUUUCUUCACAAGAUCUAUGUUCUCCACAUCGACUCACGAGGAAGAAACCACAUCUCGAAGAUCCACAUCUCGAAGAUCCACUGCCACAACAACAUACCGAGUUUUUCAACAAGUUCACGAGAUGGAGCCGUGAAGAAUCCAACUUUAUGUUUUGAGAUUUUAAACUAUAUCCCUUGUUCGAGUUGCUUUUAGUUUCUGUUGGGUUUAACGUAGAUCGUCGUUCUGUAGUACCAAGUUUUCGGUAUAGGUGUUAUAUUUUCAUUCGGUGUUAACCGGCCCGGUUGGGUACGGUUGGCAGAUAUGAAAGUUCAUAUUUUCGUGUAUGUAAAUGCGAGACCCAAUGUUAAAUUUGGGCUUUCCGUA